Pungitius pungitius (ninespine stickleback) is the source of this 1668-nucleotide messenger RNA. It is a transcript of the gene epgn, whose product is annotated as epithelial mitogen homolog (mouse). Gene Ontology annotation, molecular function: growth factor activity; epidermal growth factor receptor binding. Gene Ontology annotation, biological process: positive regulation of mitotic nuclear division; positive regulation of cell population proliferation; epidermal growth factor receptor signaling pathway. The coding region runs from base 914 to 1369 and encodes 151 amino acids. The transcript has 5 exons. The record is from RefSeq and is a predicted model, not a curated record. NCBI's taxonomy places the organism in Eukaryota, Metazoa, Chordata, Actinopteri, Perciformes, Gasterosteidae.
CUGGGAAACUUACUUGAUACGUACUUUGUUUAAACCUCGAAUGUUAUUAUUUAUGGAUUUAAUUUAUUGCUCUCACUUUUUAAGAAUUUAGAUUAAUAUUUUUUCUACUGUUGUUUUGGUUGAACACUCCAGAUUCUCUGGAAAAGGAAUAUUAAAUGAAAAAUAAUGCUGUGCCAGUACUACAUCUGUCUUUUGCCUCCUGAUUUAUGGAUUUAUUAGAAAGUUGACGCUUAGUGGCAUUAAGUUGUUCAUCUUGAAUAAUUUAUUCAGAAUCUCCAAUGUUACUACACAGUUUUAGUCACGUUUUGAUAUGAAUGCUGUGUGACUGAUCCAUAAAACAGAAGUACCAACAACUGAAUGACCAUUAACGAAGCUCCUGAUCAGAGCUCAUGAACAGUUUAUGGAAAGUGAUGCUGAGAUUUGAAAGAGACUCUAUGCCCUAAACUGACUUCCGUUUAGUAAAGAAUGCUUUUGUCUUCUCUAUGCAUCCUCUUCACCUGUUAGAAAAAAAACUUGAUUCUGAAGAAACUGGAGCUUUCACAACACCUGCAACCUGCGAUGUAGCAACCUCUACUGCCAAAUCUGCACAUUUUUAGGGAAGCUAUCGGUGCCAAAUUGUUGCGUAGGUUCAAAUUUAACUCAUAAAAAAUCAAAGCACUCAAAGACCCUCUGGGCAAUCCUGCACCCGACCCCCAUCAUUAGACUGGUCGAGACUCUGUCUCUGCAUGCAGAGGAAAAGAAGGAAAACGUUUCCUAAUUCAAGGAAUGAAGAAGUAGAAAAAAAUCCCCUUCUCUUCUGUGACGGGCAUUUUGAGUGGUUGGCAGCUCGGUAUAUAAAUCCAGUACAAGUUGUUGGUUUCACAGAGAGAGUUGUGCACAGAACGUUGAGACACCACACCGGAAAGAAGACACUAUGUCGGCACGGACGCACAACGCCCUCCUCUCAGCAAUGGCUGCACUGCUGCUCCUGACCACAACGGGACAAUCUGCCAUGCAGACCACAGGAAGUCCCGACCCUCUGACCUCACGCCUGACCACACAGCUCACCAACAGCAGCACAGAGGAACCUCGGGUUCUGCUCUCUUACAGGCCCUGCAGAACUGAACACUUAGACUUCUGCAAAAACGGUGGCAAGUGCAUGUACCACCAGGACAUCGAGAAGCCCCUUUGCAACUGCCCGUCGUCCUACAGCGGGGAGCGCUGCAUGUUCAUAGAGGGCCGCACUUACACCGCGCCUGAGUGGGAGCAACUGAUCGGGAUCGGUUUUGGGGUAGCCGUGCUCAUCCUGGUCCUGGCCUUCAUCAUUUACUGCCUCGCUUCUAAGAGGUGUAUAAAAUUUGCACCGUUCAAGCAAACCAGCCCCGUUUGAGUCGUCGUUGUGCCCCCUGUUCAUCAUCCUCACCGUCAUGAAAUCACUUCAUUGUCCUUCAAAGAAUGAUGAACAAAUAUGACUAUUUAUUGUAUUACAGAAAUUAACUUAUUAAAUUUAUUUUAUCUUUUGUAAUUUAUGAAAAAUGAAUGCAUCAUUGAAUGUUUUGUAGGUUUGAAUUGAUACCCACACACACUUAUUAAAUUGUUACUUAAAAAGAUUGAUAUUUUGUCUAAGCAUAUUCUUUGUUAUAGCACUGUUUUGAAUUAUAUAAAAUGUAAAACAAAAUAAAAAUGAAG